GGCAUGGAACAUGCAGAUAUAGUCAAGCAAAUGAGGGAGAGCUACGAUGAGAAAUCGAGACUUCACUAUCUGACGCUCGAAGAUUUAGCACAACUUGAUGAUCCCGCAUCACCGACAGCAUCGCAAGACGGUGAAUCUUGUCAGGAAUGCGAUGACGAACCAAUGUCGUCCAACACCGAUCAUCAGACGUUGGAAUCGCAUAAUAUAAAUGCUGUAGUGGCAGAAGAAGAACAUGCAAAUGAAGAUGACGAAGCCAAAGAAGCCAAAGACAUAUACUAUAAGUGCGAUUCCUGUCAGUUCUCGUGUUUCACACGAACAGUGCUGGAAACUCAUAUGCAGCCAUGGCGGGCCUCGAUGGAAAGGGACACCAAGACUGUAUUGAUUAAAACUGGGAUGCGACCAUGGAAUGAGAAGCUUUUCCAUUUUUAUCGCUGCAACUUCGACCAAACUGUGGCAAACACGUCUCAGGAAAACAAGGAAAAUAAGACGAAAAUCGAUUGUCCGGCUUUUAUCGAUGUCAUAGAGCACGAGGGUGGUGUCCUCGACUGUGUCGCAUAUUUUGGACAUCUUGGACAUGAGGUCGAAGGUAUGCCGCCUGAAGAAGGCGCUGAGGUUGUGAGCGCCACCGUGGAAACGAAAAACAAGGACGAAGUGCCUUGCCAGAUUUGUGGAAGCAUUGUGCCUCCAGAAGUGGACUCCGUCUUCUGUAAAAAGGUGAAAUGGUGCCAUUGUAACAAUGAAGAGUGCCAGUCCCUGGCGCACGAAUGGUGUAGGCGAUUUAUGGGUUCAGACUGCAUAAAGUGCAAAAACGGCACGCUGAUGAUGGAUGAGCCCCUGUAA
Messenger RNA from Cylicostephanus goldi, 840 nucleotides. Lineage: Eukaryota; Metazoa; Nematoda; Chromadorea; Rhabditida; Strongylidae. The record is from the annotation of a GenBank genome assembly.